This is a messenger RNA of Cooperia oncophora, 1767 nucleotides long. The record is from the annotation of a GenBank genome assembly. NCBI's taxonomy places the organism in Eukaryota, Metazoa, Nematoda, Chromadorea, Rhabditida, Trichostrongylidae.
GAGGAUCAAGACCAUUUUUGUACAUUAUCGAUCGAUUGUUUCAUAGACUGGUCAGAUCUUGCGACGUCGAUCAGGAUCAAAAUUUCAAAUAUUUUUAUUUCAGCUGUCGUGCUGAAUUCGCUACUUGGACGGAAAGGCGCUUUACACCAGCUCACCGAUUACUGGGAUGUGGCCACGUAUUUCGAGGUAUCAGUCCUGGCUGAGAACUACCAGAAAGCCUGCGAAGCAGCGCUUAAAAUGGCGAUGUUGAAGCCGCCUGUGUGGUUUCUUAAAUCAACCAUGGAGAACAUCAAAUUGAUCAAUCGAUGUGCGGCUACAAUCAGUCCGAUUGAGAAGGAGAAACAGCAGUUUCUGUUCUGGUCCGAAUUCUUUAUGGAAGCGAUCCGAGUUCAGAAACGAUUUGUGACUUGUGCCCGUUUUCCAGUGCUAAUUCAGGAACUCACUAAGCAAUUCACGCCGUCCUACCUCACGUUGAACGUCAAUGAACGCUCGAUGAUUCUUAGCCAUGUGCUGGAAAAUAGCCAACAGAAAAAGCCACCACCAGGUAUCCAUCGUUGGCACUUCACUGCCGGUAACAUCAAAGCAGUCUCCGCCUCGAAACGUGAUGAUCGAUCAAUGUUCCUGUAUGUCCAUGAAAACUCGGACGAUUUCAAUCUCGUCUUCCCAUCAGCGGCGCACUGCAACAAAGUCAUCAGCUCUCUGAUGGAAAUGACGGAAGCUGAUGGCAAUCAAGGCAAAGUUCUGUCAAACCUUGAUGGCGAAAAGAUGCACUUCGAGUACGAGAUGACGUCAAGUGGUGAUCGAGUGGUACUUGGCAAAGGUACGUACGGUGUAGUGUACUCGGCUCGAGAUGUGACAACCCAGCGUCAAAUCGUCGUUAAGGAGAUCGAAGUCAAGUACGACGAAGAGGUGCAACCCCUUAUGGAAGAAAUCAACUUGCAUUCAACACUCAGCCAUCAAAAUAUUGUACAGGAUACCGGUAAUGACGUGUUUCUCAUCUUCAUGGAGCACGUGCCGGGAGGAAGUUUGAGCAGUCUGUUGAGGUCAAAGUGGGGUCCACUUAACGAACCAGCUAUGGUUCUCUACGGCAAACAGAUCCUCGAUGGGUUACGCUACCUGCACGAGCAGAAGAUCGUUCAUCGUGAUAUCAAAGGUGAUAAUGUCCUGGUGAACACGUACAGUGGCGUAUGCAAAAUUAGCGACUUUGGUACCUGUAAGCGACUGGCAGGACUGAAUCCGGUCACGGAGACAUUCACAGGAACCCUGCAAUACAUGGCCCCUGAGGUCAUCGAUCACGGCCAACGUGGAUACGGAGCACCGGCUGAUAUUUGGAGUUUCGGCUGUACGAUGGUUGAAAUGGCUACUGGACGGCCACCGUUUGUCGAGAUGCAAAACCCUCAAGCCGCCAUGUUCCGCGUCGGUAUGUUCAAGACGCAUCCACCACUGCCCACGGACAUUUCGGAAAAGUGUCGGCAUUUCAUCAAGAGCUGCUUCGAACCUGAUCCCUUACAACGACCCAGUGCACUGAAGCUGCUCAAUGAUCCGUUCAUUCAGCAAUACCAUCAUUCCAUUUCGCGAACUCGAAGCGGAUCGAUGAAUAAAAAGCAGAUGGAUCACGUCAAUAAACAUCGAGAAAUGCUGCGUUCCACGUCACACAUUGGAGGCAUCGGCGUCAGCGAUCGUGGUUCCGUCGAAAUGCCCACCACUCCGCAAUCCGCAGUCGUCGAAGAAAAACGACUUCAUCUGAUGAUUGACAACAGGUACUAG